This is a messenger RNA of Symsagittifera roscoffensis, 1541 nucleotides long. Its product is annotated as DNA methyltransferase 1-associated protein 1-like. The transcript has a single exon. Gene Ontology annotation, biological process: negative regulation of transcription by RNA polymerase II; DNA repair; chromatin remodeling. Bases 3 to 1271 code for a protein of 422 amino acids. Gene Ontology annotation, cellular component: nucleus; Swr1 complex; NuA4 histone acetyltransferase complex. Lineage: Eukaryota; Metazoa; Xenacoelomorpha; Acoela; Convolutidae. The record is from RefSeq and is a predicted model, not a curated record. Gene Ontology annotation, molecular function: transcription corepressor activity.
AAAUGGAGUUUACCAAUGAUUUCACAGAUAUUCUUGGCGUUGAAGGUACGAAAUUGCAAGGUUCGCAUUUGCAGUCAGUGCUCAAUGAUGAAAAGAAGAAGAAACCAAAAAAGGUGAAUAAACUUCCAGCUCCAAAUCAGUUCAAAAAACCUGAAGGAAUGGCUAGGGAGCUUUUUAAUUUACUACGAGAUGGGUCGACUGGAUCGCUAGCCCAAAACCAAUCUGGAAUACCUUUGGAUAAAUCACCAUUGAUACAGGCUGACACCAAGUUGGGCUACAAGUUGACUAAGGCUAAAAUGAGCAAGUUUCAUCCCAGAGCUUGGAAACAAACUCCGUUUGCAAUUCCAAUGAGGGACGACGGAAUUGUGUUUUUUCACUGGAAGCGUGAAUGUGACGGAACAGGAGAGUCGCAAUUUGCGAGAUUCAAUAAGCAUGUAAAUAAUCCAUCGUAUACAUCUGUAGAAUAUGCUCAGUAUUUAAAUGAUUCAAGCUGGAGCGAAGAGGAAACGGCACAUUUAAUGGAUCUUUGUAAUCAGUUCGACACUCGUUUUAUCAUAAUCCAAGACAGAUAUGACUCCGACAAAUUUAGACAUAGGUCGAUUGAGGAUCUGAAAGAGCGGUAUUACAACAUAGUCGCAACGCUGCAGCACGUGAGAUCUGGGAAUACAGGAGAGCCUCCAAAGUUAUAUGAUGCGGCUCAUGAGCGGAAACGAAAAGAGCAACUGGAAAGGCUUUGGAACCGAACACCAGAAGAGGUAAAAGAAGAAGAGAGGCUGGUUGAAGAACUGAAGAAAAUUGAAACCCGGAAGCGUGAAAGGGAAAAGAAAGCACAGGACUUGCAAAAGCUCAUCAGUGCUGUAGAUAGCCGUCCGAAGUCUCAGCCUUCGCAAUUAAAUAAAAAUAAAUCAGUUUUUAAGGACAGUUCGCAAAAGAAAACACUACAGAUUUCAUCAGCAGUACCAAUAACAAAGAAUACAGUUGAAUCUUCUGGUAUAAAAUGGGCGGAAGCUAAAUCAUUUGGUGCUUCUACUCGUAGUCAUUACAUGAGACUUCCAGCCAACCUUGGAAACAAGAAAUCGAAAGCAAUCGAACAACUUCUCAUUGAAUACGGCCUCGAAGUUUGGCCAAAAGCGGCUUCAGAAGAAAUUGUCACGGAAUUUAAUGAGCUACGAAAUGAACUCGCAAUUUUGUAUGAACUGAAACAGGUGGACGAGGCUAUCGAUUUUGAGUUACAAACUUUGACGCAUCGGCUGAAUUCGUUUAAACGAUGAACUUGCUUGUGAUCUUUGUUGUACCGUUGGUGACCAAGGGCAGCUUGAAUUGACCACGGUGGUCGAUUUAACCCUUGUUGGGCGAGGAAGAUAGAGAGAGAACUUAAUUGGUGGUAUUUGAUUCAACUGCAAUCUGAUAAUUUUCCCAUUUUGUAGCGGAUAAUUUUGGAAUCAGUGUUUCGAUAGCAUGUAUGAAAGUGAGUUUUACAAUCUUGUGUAUAGUAAAUAUUUUUGUGAGAGUUAGUUACAGACCAAUAUAAGCUUGAAUCG